Molecule: messenger RNA, 677 nt
Organism: Fomitopsis serialis
Lineage: Eukaryota; Fungi; Basidiomycota; Agaricomycetes; Polyporales; Fomitopsidaceae
Exons: 1
Coding region: 119-607 (162 amino acids)
Source: RefSeq, a predicted model, not a curated record
CGCACCCCCUCUCCUCCUCCCCCGGCCACCAAGGCGUCGCAAAUCAUGUACCACCUACCUCGUCGUCUUCCUCGAAGCCGUCCGCGUUCACCUCGCGGAGCGUGGCCGCCGCCUCUUCAUGAUUCAUCCGGGCCAGGAGCAUGGUCGCCCCAUACCUACACAUGCUCAACCUUCUGGAGAGAGUAGCUGCGCGUCCAGGCCGAUGACCGGAUCUCCUCCCUCGCCUCUUCCACAAGCUAUACCCAGACCGUACUGGGCAUCGUCGAGCUCAGCGUCCGUGGAUCUAUUGGGCGGUGAUGGCUCCCCAGAGCGACCAAAGGCUGAAUGCGUCACCGCAUGGCAUUCGUCGCCGGAUUUGAUGGGAUCCUUUUCGACCGGCUUCUACCGUAAGUCUGGGCAAGGGGACCAUUCAGAUAUUGCCUCCGCCGCCACUGUCUCAGCUCAGUCAUUUAAAUCCACCUCUUUCGGCUCCUUGCAGACUACGGGAUCGCCGCCGACUGUCAUUCAACGGGUGACAGCUCUUGCGGCGAAUCCUCCCACAGUGCGGAGCACCGCCAAAACAGGUGGACUGUCCGCGCAGGACUUGAUGUUCUUCGAGGGGCUUUAGGUUGUCCCACUGGUGGCUGCAUCGCCACUCACAUGUGUUGCAUACGAUAUCAAUCUUACGAAUUCAGGGA